CCAAUGGCGGAGCUCGGUGGGCGGAGCCGGCAGCAGUGCUGGAAUGCGGCGGUGGCGGCGACGCGGGCGGCUGCGGCCCAGGUGCUGAUCUCCAGCUGCUCCCCAGUACUGUCCUCCUCCACUCACAGGGUCAGCUUUGGCUCCCUGGGGGCCCUGCAGCCAUGUCCACCUUCCGGCAGGAGAGCGUGGAGGACUUCUAUGAGAUGGGUGAAGAGCUGGGCAGCGGGCAGUUCGCCAUCGUGCGGAAGUGCCGGGAGCGGAAGACAGGCCUGGAGUACGCGGCCAAGUUCAUCAAGAAGCGGCGCCUGUCGUCCAGCCGCCGCGGCGUCAGCCGCGAGGAGAUCGAGCGGGAGGUGGACAUCCUGCGGGAGAUCCAGCACCCCAACAUCAUCACCCUGCACGACAUCUUCGAGAACAAGACGGACGUGGUGCUGAUCCUGGAGCUGGUCUCGGGCGGGGAGCUCUUCGACUUCCUGGCUGAGAAGGAGUCGCUGACGGAGGAGGAGGCCACCCAGUUCCUCAAGCAGAUCCUGGACGGGGUGCACUACCUGCACUCCAAGCGCAUCGCCCACUUCGACUUGAAGCCAGAGAACAUCAUGCUGCUGGACAAGAACGUGCCAAACCCUCGCAUCAAGCUCAUCGACUUCGGGAUCGCCCACAAGAUUGAAGCAGGGAAUGAAUUCAAGAACAUAUUUGGGACCCCAGAGUUUGUAGCCCCAGAAAUUGUCAACUACGAACCCCUGGGGCUGGAGGCUGAUAUGUGGAGCAUCGGGGUCAUCACUUACAUCCUGCUGAGCGGAGCCUCUCCCUUCCUGGGGGAAACGAAGCAGGAGACCCUGACCAACAUAUCUGCUGUCAACUAUGACUUUGAUGAGGAGUACUUCAGCAACACCAGCGAGCUGGCCAAGGACUUCAUCCGCCGCCUGCUCGUCAAGGACCCCAAGAAGCGAAUGACCAUCGCCCAGAGCCUGGAGCACCCUUGGAUUAAGGUGAUCAAGAGGAGGAACGUCCGUAACGAGGACAGCUGCAAGAAGCCGGAGCGGCGCCGGCUGAAGACCACGCGCCUGAAGGAGUACACCAUCAAGUCCCACUCCAGCAUGCCGCCCAACAACACCUACAUCAACUUCGAGCGCUUCUCCAAGGUCAUGGAGGAGGUGGCUGCAGCUGAGGAGAGCCUCCGAGAGCUGGAGAGGAACAAGAAGUCCUUCCAGGAGGACAUCGAGGCCCUGCUGUCCAUCUACGAGGAGAAGGAGUCGUGGUACAAGGAGGAGAAUGAAAGCAUCAGCCAAGACCUGCGGCAGAUCCGGCAGGAGCUGCAGAAGACCGAGGCCUUGAAGAAGCAGGCGCAGGAGGAGACCAGAAGCGUGGUGCAGGUGGCCAACGGCCUCAAGAGGCGUUACAGGAAGCUGGAGAACCACUACGAGGCCCUGGCCAAGCAGGUGGCCUCGGAGAUGAAGUUCGUGCAGGAGCUGGUGUGGUCCAUCGAGAGGGAGAAGCUGCAGAGCAGCGAGGGGGACGGCAGCAUCCGCUAGCGCCGCCGCCUGCCCUCGGCCUCGGCUUGGCUUGUCCUGCCUGGAGGCGCCUUGGUGGCUCUGCCCCUUGCUCACCCGAGGAGCUGGGCCACCAACAGCCUUCUGCAGAUGUGCCCAGGCUCUGCUGGGCUCUCUGGGGGCUGGUGGCUCCCUGGAGACCACCACCUCAGGGGGCUCGGGCUGUGCCGGCCUGGGAUUCGGCUUCCUGCGUGCGGCUCUUGCUUGGCUUCUUGUCCCCCUGCUCCCCACCCCAGCUGCUCUCCCCAUUACUGAGA
Messenger RNA from Dryobates pubescens (Downy woodpecker), 1807 nucleotides. It is a transcript of the gene DAPK3, whose product is annotated as death associated protein kinase 3. Gene Ontology annotation, cellular component: nucleus; cytoplasm. Gene Ontology annotation, biological process: intracellular signal transduction; protein phosphorylation; positive regulation of apoptotic process. The record is from RefSeq and is a predicted model, not a curated record. NCBI's taxonomy places the organism in Eukaryota, Metazoa, Chordata, Aves, Piciformes, Picidae. Bases 162 to 1532 code for a protein of 456 amino acids. Gene Ontology annotation, molecular function: protein serine/threonine kinase activity; ATP binding. The transcript is spliced from 9 exons.